Messenger RNA from Schizosaccharomyces cryophilus OY26, 2299 nucleotides. RefSeq names its product protein phosphatase regulatory subunit Paa1. Gene Ontology annotation, molecular function: protein phosphatase regulator activity; protein binding. Bases 124 to 1896 code for a protein of 590 amino acids. The transcript is spliced from 7 exons. Gene Ontology annotation, cellular component: protein phosphatase type 2A complex; cytoplasm. Gene Ontology annotation, biological process: protein dephosphorylation. The record is from RefSeq and is a predicted model, not a curated record. Lineage: Eukaryota; Fungi; Ascomycota; Schizosaccharomycetes; Schizosaccharomycetales; Schizosaccharomycetaceae.
UCUUGAUUUCUCUGUCUUGGGUCAAACGUACCUUCUUCCCUCUUCAACUUUGGAAAAGAAGGAAAUUGCUUUUAACCGCUUCAUUUACCUAUUUGUAAAGGACGGUUCGUUUCUUUUCAUAAAAUGCAAACAGAAAACCAAGGAAACGAUUUGUACCCCAUUGCUGUGUUAAUUGAUGAAUUAAAGCAUGAUGAAAUCACGUACAGACUUAAUGCUUUGAAUCGGUUAUCCACGAUUGCUUUGGCUUUAGGACCAGAGCGCACACGUGAUGAGUUGAUUCCCUUUUUAGACGAAUCGAUCGAUGACGAAGAUGAAGUUUUAUCGGCCUUAGCAACUCAAUUAGGCGACUUCGUUGACUAUGUAGGAGGACCCGAAUAUGCUCAUGUCUUAUUAUCGCCGUUAGAAAACCUUGCUGCAACCGAAGAAACACUUGUACGCGAAAAGUCUGUGGAAGCUUUAAACAACGUUUGUAAAUUUUUAUCACAAGAACAAUUGGAGCAGUAUUUUGUGCCUUUGGUACAACGCUUAUCUACAGCUGAAUGGUUUACUUCACGUGCUUCUUCAGCUGGCUUGUAUUGUGCAGCCUAUUCACAAUCUCAAAAUCCUGCUGUUAAAGUCUCUCUCCGCCAAAGCUUUAGUCAUCUGUGCCAUGAUGAAGCCCCCAUGGUUCGUCGUCCUGCUGCUACGAACUGCGCAAAUUUUGUUCUUCUUAUUACCAAACAGGAGGCUAUUGAUGAAUUUAUCCCACUAUUCAACUCUCUUUCUAAUGAUGAUCAAGACUCCGUUCGUCUUCUUUCAUUUGAUAUCAUGAUUUCCCUGGCCAAGGUGUUGGAAACAGACUCCGAUAUUCGUCACUACUUGAUUCAGCCUUUAAGGGCUUUUGUCCCUGACAGUAGCUGGAGGAGUCGUUAUAUGGUAGCUGCUAAUUUUGUGAAGCUCGCAAAGGUUGUUGGUACCGAUAUUAUAAAGGAUGAACUGAUUAAGCCUUUUAUUUUACUCAUGAAGGACAGUGAACAAGAGGUUCGUCGUGCCAUCGCAACUCAGAUUCCUGGAAUCUGUGAACUUUUAGACCGACAAACUGUUCUUGAUGAUAUUAUUCCUGUCCUUCAAGAUCUAAUUAAUGAUCCUGCGCAACAUGUCCGUGCUGCCCUUGGAAUGAAUAUUGGUGCUCUCGCACCUCAGUUAGGAAAAGAAAAAACGAUUGAAUGUCUCUUACCGAUGUUUUUGGAAUUGUUAAAGGAUGAGAACCCUGAAGUUCGCCUUAAUAUUAUCUCAAAGUUGGAUGUCGUCAAUAAAGUUGUUGGUAUAGAAUUGCUCUCUCAAUCUCUAUUGCCUGCUAUCGUCACCCUUGCGGAGGAUAAGCAAUGGCGUGUUCGUCUUGCAAUUAUUGAAUACAUUCCCUUGUUAGCACGUCAAUUGGGCGUGGAAUUUUUUAAUGAGAAAAUGGGAAAUCUGUGCAUGUCUUGGCUUGAAGAUCAUGUGUAUUCUAUUCGUGAAGCUGCUAUCAAAAACUUGAGGCAACUUACUGAGGUUUUUGGUUUACAAUGGGCUACAAAAACUAUUAUUCCAAAAUUCUUGGCUAUGCGUGGACAUCCUAAUUAUCUGUAUCGUAUGACUACCAUUUUCGCUAUUAGUGAGCUUGCACCGGUUUUAAAUGCAACCGUAAUCGAAACUCAAAUCCUUCCUAUAUUGCAACAUUUGUCUAAAGAUGCAAUUCCUAAUAUUCGUUUUAAUGUCGCCAAGUCCUUGAAAGUUUUGAGUCCUGUACUAAAGUCAGAAGGAAAAGGCGAGGUAUAUGAACAACAGAUUCUGCCCAUUCUAGAACAACUUACAAAAGAUGUGGAUGAAGAUGUUCAAUUUUUUGCAAAUCAAGCGCUUGAAGAAACAGCUAACUGAAUAUGAGGGUUAAAUAAAUAAUUGCAUUUUCGGGUACUAGUUGAAAGCUUCUUUUGUUAUAUAUGUACACCGUGAAAGAGUCUGAAUGAAUUAGUUUACAUAGCAAAAGAUAAAAAUGCGAAUGUAUAGGUAUACAGAGAGAAGCUUUUUUCUUUGCUAUUUACAGAUAACUUAUUAAUGAGCGCAACUACCUAAAGAUCACCAUGUCUUUAAAAGCUAUGGAAGGAGAUAAAAAAAUGAAGACGCUUCUAAUAGAUUGUACGAAAAGUAUUUAAUGAAACUGACAAGAGAUGCAUAUUAUUUGGUAGACAUAAAAUUACAUUUCACUGGGAAAAAACCUAGAUGAAAGAAAAAGGAAGAGCUGGCCGUACCAUACCGUCUAAAAAGUCAAGUGCUAAGUAAG